AUGCUGGCCAUCACCGCCGAGUGCCUGGACACCCUGGCCCGCGCGGCGGCGGCCCUGCAGCUCGCCGACACCCGGCCCGCCUCGCUGGCGGCCGCCGCCCGCCAGGCCGCCGCCGCCGCCCAAGAGGCGCAGGACCGAGAGGACGUGCUGGUCAUGAGCGCCGCCUACGGAUCCUACAUGGCAUCCUCCUCCAACCUGCGGUACCAGAUCCUGGCCGGCCUGGUGGAGGAGCGAGGCAUCGAGGUGCUGUUCAAGUCCAGCCCCGCCGCCUGCGCCGUCUCCUCCUUUGUCUACACCAAGCGCGGCGACGACUUCAAGAGCGAGCUGGACUUUGUGUUUGCCAACCUGGUCAUGGCGAUCAUCGCCGACUUCAUGCUCGUCUGGCUGCCGGCGCCCACCUUUGCCACCAAGUGA
This is a messenger RNA of Chlorella variabilis, 414 nucleotides long. RefSeq lists its product as hypothetical. NCBI's taxonomy places the organism in Eukaryota, Viridiplantae, Chlorophyta, Trebouxiophyceae, Chlorellales, Chlorellaceae. The record is from RefSeq and is a predicted model, not a curated record. Bases 1 to 414 code for a protein of 137 amino acids. The transcript is spliced from 6 exons.